AUGAGUGAAUUACCACUAUAUAACAAGAAUGAUGCUGCUGAAAGAAUACAGGUGGUGAUACGGUUCUCCAAUAGUUCAAUACAGGAUCUCCAACUCCCUUUAGUCAAACUUGAUGAUUUAUCAAUAGGUUGGUUGAGACAAUCCGUUAGAAGUUCAAUAAAAGAUCUGUCUCAGAAAAGAUUACGUUUCAUCCAUUCGGGUAAAGUCCUAACACCAACUACAAAUUUUAAAGAAGAGUUUCUAAAGAUGCAAAAAUUCAAUAAAGAUAAUGCAGAAUUUGAUAAAAGAUUUUAUAUUCAUUGUCUGAUUGGUGAUGUUUUGAAUGCUGAAGAAUUGAAAAAAGAGAAUGAAAUGGAUAACAAAGUUCAAGAACAAUCAACCACACCUGCGCCAGUUGGAUUCGAUAGAUUAGCAUCUGCUGGAUUUUCUCAAGAAGAUAUCAGCGCACUAAGAGAACAAUUUAGACAACUAUAUGGUGAUCUACCAACUAAUGAGGAUGGUAAUGGGAAUAGAGAUAUUAGACAACUGGAGGAAAGAUGGAUUGAUAGUUCUGUUAACGAAGCGGAUGAAUUUAAUGGAUUAAAUGCUGGAAGUAGUCAUCUUGGUGGUAAUGAGGACUUACUAAUUGGGAUCUUGAUUGGUUGUUUAUUAGGGGUUUUAAGCUUGUUCUUAUUGAAAGAAGAACAAUUAUUCAGCAAAAGACAAAGAAUGGCCAUUGUCGCUGGGUUUAUUGUGAAUUUUUCAUUUGCAUUGGUGAGACAGUGGGCGUAA
Hansenula anomala is the source of this 771-nucleotide messenger RNA. It is a transcript of the gene DSC3, whose product is annotated as Dsc3p. Gene Ontology annotation, biological process: protein processing. The record is from RefSeq and is a predicted model, not a curated record. The transcript has a single exon. Lineage: Eukaryota; Fungi; Ascomycota; Saccharomycetes; Phaffomycetales; Wickerhamomycetaceae. Gene Ontology annotation, cellular component: Dsc E3 ubiquitin ligase complex; endoplasmic reticulum. The coding region runs from base 1 to 771 and encodes 256 amino acids.